GGGAAUAAAGGGAUCGGGGUGGAGGGCAAAGAGGAGAGAAGGUGUUCCCAGGACGCGGGAAGUGCUACCCGACGUUUGCUCCAAGUCCCUCCAGCUGCGGCCACACCCACUCCUUCGCCUGCAGUACAUACUGUGUCCCAGGCACUGUGCUGGUUACUGGGGAGACAGCUGUGAACAAAAUCGACACAGUCCCUGCCCUGGCGUUGCUGAUGUUUUGGGGGCAGAAAGACAAUGAUCAAGUAAACUAAUACAUGAACCAGUAAAUUCCAGACGGAGUUAACUUGCCACCGCCGAAACAGGUGGUAUGGCGGAGGAUGGCUGGCUCCUCUGGCCAGGGGGCCCACGGCAGCCCUCCGUGAGGAGUGGCCUGUGAGCUGAGAGCUGGAUGACGAAAAUGAGCUAUGGCAUCUCAGGAAAGAGGCUUCCAGGCGCAAGAACAGCAGGGGCAAAGCCUGGGGGCAGAAGGCAACCAAACAGAAAGUAAGCAUGUGUGAGGGGGGAUCAGCAACAAGGUAAAACGGUCUCACUGAAUUUUCCCGACAUUCUUGGCAAGAAGGAUUAUCAUUAAGAGGAGGACAGAGAGGCUCAGAGAAGUGAAGACACCUGCCUGGGGUCACACACAUGUGAGUGCUGGAGCCUGCACCUGAACGGCUUCCUCCUCCGAUAUGUCAGGCUUCUUUGGGGGAGGCAAAGGUUACAAACACACACACAAGCAGUCUUCCAGGAGCCUGAGCCUCUCCGAGGACCAAGAGGCCUACAGGGAGCCCUCCCAGGCCUCAGGGCUCCCCCACGGGGACUUGAGUCUGGUGCCAAGGGCCUGGGCUCUAACCUGCUGGGUCACAGCUCUUCCAUGUGGCCUUGGGCUGGCCUCAACCCUGUCUCAUGCCUCAUCCUUCUUCCAGCCUGGCCUGAGGGAGACCUCAGCCCCAGGGGGAGGGUGGUGGGGCAGCCAGUGUGGGGGACCUCUCAGCCCCCAGAGCAGGGAGGGAGGCAGCGAGGCGGGCUCAUGCAACCUAGUGCUGCCCCCUGGUGGCAAUGGCCAGGAUGACGGGCGCCCUCAUUCCUUCACCCUCAAAGCACUCCAAUUCCAUUGGCACCCGGGACCCAACUCUGUGUUAGGAGCUGUCAUUCCCAAAAUCCUUGGGGAAGAAGGCAGUUCCCAGCCCAAGGCCGAGAUGUGUAACCAAGUCUAUCCAAGCCCCCGGGUCCUGGAGAGUGACAUCAGGAGAUGCUAAGCCAAAAGAGGUGCGUUGUGAUGAGUGUCAUUCAUCCAUUCAUUCAUGUUCGUUGAGCACCUCCUCCUUGCCGGGCGCUGGGGGAUACAGCAGGCAUCAAGUCUCGGACACCAGUGCCUGUAGGGGUGUGGAUGCGCUCCAACAGCGACAGGAGCCCUGAGCACAGAGUGAGGUGAGGGUGACAUCACCACGUCACUGGGCAUCUGGGCCGGAACGCCUAAUUGGAGUUUAAGACUCUGAGGUGUGGAUGUCACGGGUACCGGAGAAGAGCUGGAGAAAGAGGUCAGCGGGUCGCCUGGGAGAGCUGGGGCUGCAGCAGUGACCGCACAAGAUGUGGUCUUUUCCUUUUUCCACAAAGAGGGCACCUUUUGAGGGAAUUAGGAAAGGGCUUCCUCAAAACUCUUUUCCCCUCCGUCUGCUGAAAAACGGCUGUAAUGAAUCACAAACCUGUGCGCCUGGGAUGCACGUGGCACUUGUUAAGCCCCGCAUACCUUGCCCGCAUGCCCAGUUUCCCUCUCUUCCCAGGUUAUGAAAUCUCACAGCUGGCAUCAUGAGAGGCCUCUGUCAGCCCAAGGUGCUGAUGGCUUCGGAGGAAGCUGAGUCCCCAACGAUCGUCAUUAUUGUCACCAUUCUCAGUAGCAGCAAGGAAGUUGUGCAACCUGAGCACACGCAGACCCCUGCUGGAAUAACUGUGGCCAGCAGAUGGCGCUGUGGGAGAGCCGGGAGGGUGACCCAACCACGUUAUACGUAUAUUAAUAAAGCAGAAGCGGACUGAGCACUUGGCUAUUCUCUCUGAUGACUGGAUUCCUCUGCUGUAGACGGUGACGAUGGUCUCAUUUUUCCUCCCGAUACCUGUUGUGAUAUAGCUUUGCACUCCUACCACAAGGGGGUGACAUGCUCCAUCCCUCGUCCUGGGCUCAGCCAAUCGCUUGCUUCCGUCAAGGCAACGUUAGCAGAUGUCCUACCAGAAGAGGCUUGACGUGGGCAUGCACCGUGGAGCUUGCCUCACUGCACCUGCCGUCACCAUGAGACUAUCCCCACUGAGGAUGACAAACAAGUGGGACAGAGUCCAGCUGUCCCCGUUCCUCCAACAAGGCUGGUCUAGAUGGGCUGCUAGCCAGAGGACCCCCAGCGAUGGCAGGAAGCCAGGCCGACGCCAGAGGACCGCUCGGCCUGAAUCACCAAUCACAGACUCACCAAGUAAAUAUUUUUCGUUUCAAGCCACUGGCCUUCGGAAUGUUUUUUUAUGCAACAGUAUUGUGGCCAUAGGUAAUUGUAAUCCCUACGUUUUUUAGAAAUAGGGAUGAUGAAGGCUUAUUAACAGAAACCAAGUAGUCUAUUUUUAUGCUAAAUCCAAGUCCCACGCAAGGAAAUCUGAUUGGCCUGGUUCAAGUCAGGCAUCCACCCUUGAGCCAGUCAGCCUUGGCCAUAUAAUAAAAAAAUACUACUGCUGGAACCCGUUCCGCUGGGUGAGGACAGAUCUGAGAAUUGAUCAUGUGGUUCAAGUAUAAUUUGCUCAUAAUUACUACAAUGCUAUGUUGCAUUAUUUAAGUAAGUCUUCUCUGUGUGAUUUCACCAUCAAAUGUAUACAAGUUAGAUUCAUUUGUCUUUUGUUUUACACUUAUAAAGACUGCUUUUCUUUUUUUACUGACUUUUUGGCCCCCACUUCCCAAUUUUGUUUUAAAAAAAGUUCAAACAUACCGAAAAGUUGAAAUAAUUGUACAGCAAACAUCCCCAUACCCACCACCUCAGUCCAAUCCUACACUAGCCGACAUUUCCUGUAUUUGUUUUUUCACAUAAUGUCCAUCUAAUAACCUUAUUUUUUGACAGAUUUACAAGUAAGGUGGAGCUAUCAGUACACUUUCCUCUUAAACCCUUCAGCUUGUAUAGCAUUAACUACAGUUCAAUAUUUGCUCUUUUUUCUUUAAGGUUUACAUACAAUGAAAUGCAGAAACCUUAAUUGUGCCAUUCCAUGAGUUUUGACAAAUGCGCACAACCUGUGUGAUGCAAACCCUUAUAAAGAUACAGAAAAUCUCCAUCACCGCAGACUUCCCACAAGCCCUUUCCUAAUAAGUCCUCACCCCAUGGGCAAGCAUUGUUCUGAUUUUUUCCAUUACAGGUGACUAUUACUUUUCUGGAAGUCCCUGUAAAUGGGAUCAUGCAGUCGGCCCUCUUGUAUUAAGGGUUCUUCCAUUCUGUGUGAGGUACUUGAGAUUCAUCCAUGUUGCUGCAUGUAUGACUUCUUUCUAUUGGUGAGUGGCUUCCCAGUGUAUGAAAAUACUACUUUGUUUAUCCAUCCCUUAGUGCACCAGAGCGCUUUCCCAUUUGGUGCUCUUAUGAAUAAAGCUGCUAUGAACAUUUGUGUAUGUCUUUUCUUGUAGACAUUAGUCUCCCUUUUCUUGGGUAAACACCUAGGAACAAAAUACCUGGGUCACAGGGUAGGUUUAUUUAGUUUUGUAAGAAACUUCCAGACUUUUUAACAGUCCCAUCGAGUAACGUCUGAUGAGAGUUUUGGCCACUGUUUCAUGUUGUCUGUCUUUGAAUUUUUUAACCCCUCAGGUGUGCAAGUACAAUGAAUUUUGAAAAGUGAAUACACCUACAUAAUCAUGAUAGAAUAUGUUCAUCAUUCUAGAAAAUUCUCUCAUGCCCUUUACCAUCAACCCUCCACUUUCAGCCCAGAAGCAGCUGCUAUUCUGAUUUCUAUCACCAUAGCUUGUUCCUAUUUGGAACUUCAAAUAAAUAGAAUCUAAUAUAUGUACUCUUUUAUGCUGGGUCUCUUCUGCUCAAAAUCAUUUUGAGGUGGAUUCAUCUUGCUGACUACACCAAUAGUUUGUUUCUUUUAUUGCUGAGCAGUAUUCCUCGGUAUGAAUGUACACGAUUUGGUUAUAAUCAGCUCACCUGUUGACAAAUAUCCCUAAAUCUUGGCUGUUAGGAAUAAAGCUAUUGCGAAUUUUCUCAUACAGGCCUUUUUGUGGACAUAUGUUUUUAUUGCUCUUGGGUAAAAAUCUGGGCGUGGACUCACUGGUCACAGGUGGCAUGUUUACCUUUUUGGGAAACUGACAGUUUUCCAAGUUAUGGACCAUUUUACUCUCACACCAGCAGUGUUUGAGGCUUCUAGCAUUCAAGAUCCUUGUCAACACUUGAGCUUGUCUUGUUUUUAAACUAAGCAAUGGGACCUAUGAUUUUGAAUUUGCAUUUCCUAGAUGGCCAGUAAUGCUGAGCACCUUAUCAUGUGUAUACCUGCCAUCCCUGUGUUUUCUUCCUUUAAGUGUCUGUCUGUGAUGUUUUGCCUACUUUUAAUUUUGCAUUUAAAAAAUUAUUGAGUUGAAGGAAGUCUUUUAUAGCCUGAAUACCUGUCCUUUGUCACAAAUAUGUGCUGAAAUGUUUUGUUCCCGCCUUUUAAUUUUAUUGAUGGUGUCUUUUGAAGAGCAGGUGCUAUCAGCUUUGAUGAAGCUGUUUUUCCAGUUUCUUUUACAGCCCGUGCUUUGUGUCUGGUGAACUACAUCUUGAUAUACAAUCACGUUUAUUUGUUUUUGGUUGCUUUCCAUUUUUCGGUGUUGCUUUCUUCCUUUUUAUGAACUUCCUUUUAAAUUAGUAACCAUAAUGAUAUGGCUCCAAAGUCAAGCCUAUAAAGCAAGGAGCAUUUAGCGAGGACCUGCUUCCACCCCUGCCUCCCUCAAUACCAGCCACUUACCUUUUUUACUAACCCUUCCUUUAUUUUUUCUUGGAAAUUAUCUCCCUCCCCACUUCCUUACACAAAAAGUACUGUAAUAUAUAUAUGUCUUCUUGUUUUUUUUUAAUGAUAUAUCCCAAAGAGACUACUCCAUAGUAAUUUAUGGAGAUUCCCCCCUUUUCUUUUCCCUCCUCUUUUCCUUCCUUUCUCUCCCCCUCCUUCCCUUCCUCCCCUCCCUCCUUUAUUUUGGGCAGCUGCGGAACACCCUCAAGGAUGGACAUUUGGGUUAAUUCUAGCCUUUUCUGCUGCAGUGAAUGAUCUUUUGACUAUGUUAUUUAAUGUUUUUGCUAGUCCAUCUUUGGGAUACAUUUCUAGAAACAGAAACAGUAUUGCUGGGUCAAAGGGUCCCACCUUGGUAGCUCUGCUAUCACCAAAUCCCCGUCCAAGUUCCCAUCCCCCAGACAAGCCAUAGCUUUGCGUUUCUGCCAAUCUGAUAGGUGAGGAGGGCGGGGCUGUCUCGAGCGCUCCCCAGGAUCUUGUGUCGUCCUGAGAAGCCACAGAGUAUGCUGGCCAAGCGCCCGGGUCUCACUUCAUGCCCGUGUCCGCACAGAGCCCAGCUUUGCCCUCAUGGCCGUGACCCUGGGCAGAGCCCGGAGCCAGCCCCAGGCACAGAGGCUGACUUCUGCACGGGAGCUUCUCUCCAGGCCACUAGUCGUCGUCCUGUACUAAUGCUGGCUUCCGUCACUGCACCGGGACCAGACCCAUUACCUGGGUUAUAUCAUCCAGGCACAAAACAACCCUGGGAGGCAGCUAGGAUCGUCCCCAGUUUACAGAUGAGGAGGAGGGAGGAUGAAGGGUUUCCCAAAAUCACAGCUAAGGAAGCAGGAGAGGCAGCUGGGCUUGUGAGGAGACACACAUGUGCUUAUACACAGGCACGAGUGUGCAUGUUUGCAUUACCCACGUGCACACAUGUGUGUAUCUGUGUCCAUGUGUACACAUACCUACUACGUUUUUACAUGAGAGGGCCUGAAAUGGCCUCCAGCUAGAUCUAUGACACAUGGGGUAAGUUCCUCCGCACAGACUCACUCGCUCCAAGCACACUGAGCGGUAAGGCUCCGCGUGGAUCGGCCCGCCCUGCCCUCUGAGCCUGGUGCGGAUCUCCGCCCCGAGUGGGGCGGGAGAAGGGUGGAGAAGGACUGAGUGCAGCCUCCCCGAGCUCCUGCAGAGAAUCGGCACGAAGGCCGCGCUCCGCGCCUGUGAGGGCGCACAUCCAGUGGCUGCUCACCUGAGGCGGGCCCAGCAAGAGGCCUGCAUUCCUGUGCAUGGGCAGCCAGGCUGGGCGAUGGGCACGCCUCAGAACCAGGGCUUGGACGCCGGAACCCAUGCUGCCUGGAUAUCAUUCUGGAACAAAAUCCCCCCAGGGUACCGAGCCCAGUGUGAGGGGCCUCCCCCUCGGGUGACAAGUUGAAUCUGGAGCCCUCCAGAAGCAGGACAGGAGACUAUGGGUUCCCUCGCGGAGCUGGGGCUGACCUGUCCUCCCCACCAAGUCCUGCUGCUGCCCAGGGACCACGCGACCCGGUGGGGACAACGCAGCCCAACAUCCUUUGCCCUCUCUUUAAGUGCUACCCGGAAAUCGAGGAACAAGGCUGAUGACUCCCCCAUAUCAGAGUCACCUCCUCCUGCUCCUCCGCCACCUGGAACCCAUGGUCCUCCCCAGACGAGCUGCCGAGCCCUCCACAUCGUCCCCACGCACUGAUCGCCAGCAUGCCUGUGGUGCGGUCCGCCACGCCCACUCAGUCCUCGUGUCCGUCCGGCGGCGGGAAGCACAUCGUCAUGGCAACCACCCCAUCCCGAUCCCGGGGGACCUCACCUGGCUGCUGUGCACAGGCCUCUUGGUUUUCGGGUGUUUCCUGGGCUGCUGCUUCAUCCCCUUCUGCGUGGACAGCCUGAUGGACGUGAAGCACACGUGCCCCGUGUGCCAGCAGGAGCUCUUCCGCUACCAACGCCUGUGCUGCCCUCUGCUCCUGGUCACCUGCAGCCAACGGCUGGCCCAGUCAGCUCAGCUCACGGGUAAGAAUGCUUACCUCUCACUUUGAUUAUGCCAGACAGCUGCCUGGAACUUGCCACCCUCAGGUCCAGGUCCACACUUUUAACAUGAGGAGUUUUGGAGCCACUUGUGAGCUGGCCCCUUGCCCCUCCCCAACUCUGCGCUCCAGCCAGAACCCAGAGCUGUCUAUUCACCCAGGCGCCCACUGUCCCGUCUCCCCUCCCCUCGCCUACUCCUGCCUGGCCCAGCAGUGCCAUUGCUCAUGCAUAGGCCUCCGUUACUUUCCCCAGGCCUGGGCGCUCCCAGGGUCUGAUGGGGACAAGGGGUUUCAUGGGAGCUGGGAUGGGGGAGCAAAUCCUCCCAAAUCUCUGUCCACCCCCAACUCCACAACAAGUUUAAUCCUCAGCACUCCUUCAAGGCAAGAGCACAAUAGCUUGAUUGCUCUGCAAAGGCCUGGCAAACGUCUAGGAUGCUGAGGCCCCGAGUUGGUGUUGAAUGGGAUCCCCUCUGGGUGAAACGGGUCUGCCUGGGGAAGUGGUCAGGUGGGGGACAAGCAAGCUUGGGCACAACUAAAGGAUUUUUCACUUUGCAAAACGCGAAAAAUAGCAUUCAUUCAUUCAUCUUUUCCGUUAAAGUGAGUUUCCUAGGGUGUGAGUUAGGGCAGGACAGAGCAGUCGGAAGACAGGCAUGUGAGAUAGUUUAUUCACCACCACCUCGGGAGGCGGUGUUCCCCACCCGCUGUCGGAAGGCACAAGGCCAGCUCGCCUGUCCACGCCCACUAACAAGACCAGGAGCAGAACCUUGACCGAGCCUGAUUCCCCAGAACUCCUGCAUCAGCGAGUCAGGGGGCAUGUGGGCAGAGAGAGAGAGAGAGCGCGCGUGCGUGUGUGUGUGUGUGUCCUUUCGGCAGCCAGCAACUAGAAACCCACCUCUCUCGUCUGACAGAUCAGGACACGCAAUGAAAGUGAACCCAGGGAGACAGGCCCCAGGUUGACAACACAGGUGGCCACACUUCUAGGUUCCAUUUCUAGAAGAGAUCACACUGUCUCAGACGGCGCAAGGGUCAGCUACUAAAGAGAAAGUGAGUCACGAAGACAACACUACCCAGAGGAGCCAGCCUUCUCCUGGGACCUGGGUGGCCACACCUGCCCCACGGGUGCUAGGCAGGGGCUGUGCCAGACCCAGAUGCCUGGGCAGAGCUCCGCUCUCGCUGACUCCACACCUCAGGCGACGUGCUGGCUCCGACCUUGACUCCCGGGUAGGUCCACGGACUGGAGGGGCCAGUGUGGGGCCAGUGCCGUCCUGUAGCAGACACCCUGCUGGUCGCAGCACAUCAGGCCGCUAGUGCUCGGGUCCUCCUCCACUGGCCCGGUUCAGCUGCCGGUGUGCCCACGGGAUGCCCUGUCCAGCUCCAAGCAGCAUCCUCCCAAGGUCACUCCUCAGGCGUUUCUGGGCCAGA
Messenger RNA from Manis javanica (Malayan pangolin), 8414 nucleotides. The record is from RefSeq and is a predicted model, not a curated record. Lineage: Eukaryota; Metazoa; Chordata; Mammalia; Pholidota; Manidae.